This is a messenger RNA of Daphnia pulex (common water flea), 872 nucleotides long. RefSeq names its product protein artemis-like. The record is from RefSeq and is a predicted model, not a curated record. Lineage: Eukaryota; Metazoa; Arthropoda; Branchiopoda; Diplostraca; Daphniidae. The transcript is spliced from 3 exons. Gene Ontology annotation, molecular function: 5'-3' DNA exonuclease activity; damaged DNA binding. Gene Ontology annotation, biological process: double-strand break repair via nonhomologous end joining; protection from non-homologous end joining at telomere; interstrand cross-link repair. The coding region runs from base 36 to 713 and encodes 225 amino acids.
UAGCUAAAGGAGACAGUAGAAAAUUCAAGCCUUUUAUGUCAAAUCCUUCCAGACCAGAAUAUGGGUUGAAGACUAUUGAUCAUGUAUACCUGGAUUGCACAUUUUGUACUGAUUCAGCAAAGACUUUUCCUUCAAGACAGACAAGUGUAGAUAUUACAAUAGAUUUGGUCAGCAGUUGGAUUGCUAAAAGUUCAGAGCACAAGGUAUUAUUUACUCUAGCUGGAAGAGGUUUCGGGGCAGAAUUUCUAUUCGUUGAAGUUUAUCGAAAAUUGAAGCUGCAAGUGCACACUUCAGAUUUUAAACAUCAAAUUUACAGUAAUUUGUCCGAUAUUAAAAACGCGAUUAGUCGGCAACGGACGACCAGCAUUCAUGCCUGUGAAACCAUGAUGUCAUCAAAGAAACAGUCACCCUUUUUUAAGGAUUCAAACAAGGUGCUCACAAUUCGGUUGUCAACUCAGUGGCAUUUGAUGGCGGGAAAAAACAUCGACAAUAGAGUUUUGGUUGGUGAGGAAGGUGGAAUCCAGCGAGUCCUGUUUUCGAUGCAUUCUUCACUGGAAGAGAUUCAAGAUAUGGUACAAACACUUCAACCGCGUAUUAAGGUUACGCCGAUCGCUAAGCCUGAUCUCGUCACAAAAGAAAAGAUUGCUCAACUUUUAGACUGCAAAGUUGCAAUGCCCACCAGUCAAUUCCGUUCCCGAAACAAUGAUGAUUGAUUGGAACCAAGGCCACUGGCCGCGUGGGAACCAAGGCCACCGGCUGCGUGGGAACCCAGGCCAUAGCCAGCGCGACUCUAGAGACGCCCCCCUGCCAAAGGGAUUAUAAAAAUUAGAUUAUACAAAUUUAAAUUUACUGUGAUCCGCAUACAAUUCAGU